Molecule: messenger RNA, 1308 nt
Organism: Trichoplax adhaerens
Lineage: Eukaryota; Metazoa; Placozoa; Uniplacotomia; Trichoplacea; Trichoplacidae
Exons: 8
Coding region: 1-1308 (435 amino acids)
Source: RefSeq, a predicted model, not a curated record
AUGUAUUCCAUAUCUGGUUUUAAUACUACACAAGCAUACUAUCAUUCUUUAAUAAAUGAGUCCCAAAAGAAAAUUGUAGCCGGUUAUAACAAACGGCAUCGUUUAUCCCAACCUGCCAAAGUCACCACGUCUAUCGAGAAAGAAGAGGACAAACUAAAGUUGCCUUCUACAUCUAAAAGUGAACCAAAAUCAAAAGCUCCUCAUCGAAUCGAUGAUUCUGUAUUUAAUCCUACUAAUGGCUUUCUAUCACCCGGAGUAAGUGCAAAGCUAAACCUGUCAAACGUAAUAGGAAUAGAUCCGAAAAGUAGGGACAACAAGACUACUGUAGCAUUCGAGAAUAAUGAUACACCCAGAGAAACUGUGAAUGACUCUAAAUCGAAUGAUACAAAUGAUAUGGAAUCCAGAGUACCGGAUGACAAGGAUAUAACACAAAAUAUGGAAGUAACGGCAGUAGAUGAAAACAAUGAGAAGGAAAUGGUUGAAAAGGUGCUGGAUGAAGAUGGCAUAAGCAAGGAUGAAACUACGGAUGAUGAGGAAGAAAAAAAAAAUGAAAGUAAUGAUACAUUAGACUCUACGCGCAAAAUUACAUUUUCUGACAUGGAGACAUCAAAGGAUGAGAUAACUGCACCGGCUGAACCAGUGCGCGAACGCCAAAAAAACGUUAUCACCAAGCCGGUAGAUGAUAACAAAGGAAAUCUAGCAUCUAAUAGACCUAAUACCCAACAAGCAAUAAAAGAUCGGAAAUUAGCUGCUUUAAUGGCAAUACAAUCAGAAGAAAUAAAUUGGAAACGACGGUUUACUAAUAGUUCCAAGAUACCAAAUUCAACUAAAGAAGUUAAACCCGAUCUUGUAACAUUAAGAUUAAAUACUCCCAGAUAUGAAUUUAAAAAAGCUGAUUGGCAGGAAAUAGGACGAAUUUGGGAAAGAAAUCAGAGUCGAACGUCUCGAAACACCAGUGGUAAUACACCUUUCUGUAGCGAAAGUCCUCGCUCGUAUCAAAUUCCAGGAUAUAGCGGUCACAUUAGCGGAUAUGCCGAUAGAGACGAUGCUGCGGUAACAUUUUCGCCACGAAGCUUAGUAAGAUCGCAACCUACUACACCACAUGGUAGGACGACAAGGCCUUUUCCGAAAUCCUCAUCAGAAUCUCCAGAGUUUGGCCACCAAGCUCCAAUGUCCAGCAUGAUUACAUUAACUUCACCACAUAAUCCAUUUAAUAGAAUCGAUAGGGAACCAUUCUUACAAUCAGCUAUGUUUGUCCGAAAGUUGCAUCAAUCACCGCCACGGGUAGAGCGCUUAGUACUAGAAUAG